AUGGAGUUCCUCUUAUUAGGCUUCUUCAAGCAAUACUUGGAUGAUUCUUUUCAAGCACAAGGAUUACCUCCUUUCACUCUAAUUGGCCUCCCAGGUCUUGAAGCCUCCCAACACUGGAUGUUUCUGCUGCUUGGAGUCCUCUACACUGUCUCUGUUGUGGGAAAUAGCCUAAUUCUCUUCAUUGUCAAAGAAGAGCAGAGUCUGCACCAGCCCGUGUACUAUUUCUUGUCCUUGCUUUCUGUCAAUGACCUUGGUGUGUCCUUGUCCACACUGCCCUCAGUGUUAGCCACUUUCUGCUUCCAUAUCAAGCAGACUGCCUUUGACACUUGUAUGACACAGAUGUUCUUUAUCCACCUCUUCUCUUUCAUGGAGUCUGGGAUCCUACUGGCCAUGAGCUUUGAUGGUUAUGUAGCUAUCUGUAACCCACUGAGGUACUUUACUAUUCUCACUGAUGUUCGAGUUCUACAAAUGGGCCUGUUCAUUGGUACCCAUAGUUUCUGUAUGGUUUUUCCAUUGCCCUUCCUCCUGAAGUGUCUGCCCUUCUGCAAAGCCAACAUCUUGUCCCAUGCUUACUGUUUAUAUCCAGAUCUGAUUCACCUACCCUGUGGAGACAUCAGUGUCAAUAACAUCUUUGGCCUUUGUGUUAUCAUUUCUACCUUUGUACUGGAUUUUGUACUUAUCCUCCUCUCCUACAUUCUCAUCCUUCGCUCUGUUCUGGCUAUUGCCUCCCAAGAAGAAAGGCUUAAAAUACUCAACAUUUGUGUGUCUCACAUAUGUGCAGUACUAAUCUUUUAUGUGCCCAUGUUGGGUGUAGCCAUGGUGUACUGGUAUGGGAGAUAUGCACCAGCAUAUGCAUAUGUAUUAAUAUCACUUAUCUACCUCUUUGUUCCUCCCAUGCUCAACCCUGUCAUCUAUUCUUUCAAGACAAAGGAAAUAUGUAAAAAGCUCGUUAGGCUAUUUUCUGUGAUUAAACUGUGA
This is a messenger RNA of Sarcophilus harrisii (Tasmanian devil), 978 nucleotides long. RefSeq names its product olfactory receptor 51I2-like. The record is from RefSeq and is a predicted model, not a curated record. Gene Ontology annotation, cellular component: membrane. Lineage: Eukaryota; Metazoa; Chordata; Mammalia; Dasyuromorphia; Dasyuridae. Gene Ontology annotation, biological process: G protein-coupled receptor signaling pathway. Gene Ontology annotation, molecular function: olfactory receptor activity; G protein-coupled receptor activity.